AUGACUAUCUGUAAAGAUGGUGAUUAUAUAAUUGACUUCAUUUUAUCUGUCCAUGAUGGUGAUUGGAAAGAAAGCGAGAAACCUUUCAGUAUGAAAAAUGUGCUGGCCGUGGAAGCCAUUAUUUCUACAAUCGAAGACAUUAACAGCGACCGGGGCUUGCUUCCCAACAUUACGCUUGGUUAUGUCAUUCGUGACGAUUACGGCUCCAAACAGCGUGCUACCGAAAUUGCAAUGUCACUGAUGAGCCGAAUCAUCCGAAAUGAAAAGACGCACAAGACAAGACAUCGAGAGAAUUCCAAGUGCAACCCAACACAUUCCAAUGAUCACUGGAACAAUCAACAAGGGCUCUUCGCCAAACCUGUAAUCGCCGUUGUUGGAGGUACCACAAGUGAUACAGGUAACCGGAUAGCUACGGUACUGAGAUCUAUUGAAAUCCCUAUUAUCAGCUACAUGGCUACGAAUUCCUCGUCUCGUGCUGUUUCGUACACCAAUUAUGCUGGCCCUUCUGUGGUGAACUACACAGUUGUAAAUCUCCAGUCUGUCGACAACAAUGGACGACUGAAAUUUAUUCAAGUGGGCAGCUGGGCUAAAGAUCUUUCAAAGCUGAACAAGAGCAGCAAGACAUUGGUUCUAUGCAAAUCCUCGAUACAAUGGAACACAGGUCAGGUUCCGCAGUCAAGAUGUUCCGAGCCGUGUGCAGGAGGAUACAAAACAAAUCCAGGUCCUCACAGAUGUUGUUGGCAUUGCGAAGCGUGUCCCCCAGGCCACAUAACCAACCCUAACAUGUCACAUUUGUGUAUCAAAUGUCCAAUUACCGAUCAUCCAAACCAAAAUCGUAACCAAUGCGUGGCCGACACGCAGAUCUUCUUACAUUACAGUCAGCCAAUCGGAAUCGCUCUUCUGGCAGUUUGCAGUUUUGGUGAGAUGUUAGGCUUUGCUUUGUUUGUCAUUUUACGACGCUGGAAAAACGACAAGCAAUAUAUUGCCAUGCCUUACCAGAAUCUUUCCUUCGUUAUAACAGCUUUAGGUUUCCUUCAGCCACUGAUUUUCUUGCAACGGACUUCAUCAUCAGCAUGCUAUUUGAGAAAUGUUUAUUUCUUAAUCUUCCUUAAUACACACGCCUGCUUUCUGUUCUGUAGUUGCGGAAAGGUGCGCCACCUGCUGGUUCGAAUAUGUUUAAUUUUGGCACGGCUUUCAAGAAGACGACAGAAGAUGAUAAGAAAAACCUGGACGCGGAGUAUGCGGAUAAAUUUUGCGAAGAAGAGAAAACAAGAAAGAGGAAGUGAAAGCAAUGAAUGGAAAAGGGGCGUAGAUGUUGGGAAGAGGGGGAAAGAAAAGGUUACGGUGGGAUGGCAAGAACAAAUAAACAGGGGUCAAGUGCGUCUUAAGUCAGAUAAAGCCGAGCCAACAGUUGCUAAAAAGAAGUCAAACAUCGAAGAAGAAAUGAAAGCUCCAGUUAAAGGAGAAAAAGAGUUAAAUUCGGAAGGGAAAAGCUCUUGUCAGUGGGCCCUAACAUUUUCCCAUCAUGCUUUGUUCUCUACGGCGUUAUUUCUCUCUAGCUUGCCGCUCGUCAUCAUCGAACGUGACUCCAUGAUCGAUGUGAGGCACAUCAAGCUGACAAAUACGUCUAACUAUCUGUUUUGCACUUUCGGUAGGUUGCCUGUUAUUGAAGCGUUGCCUGUCUUUCACUUUCUGCCUCUCGUCUUGACACUGAUCCUGACGAACCAGAAGAAAAACAUAUCCGACAGUACGAACAACGUCAACGUUUCAUUGUUUUACAUCCACGACAGGUUCGUUUAUUGUCUAACUUACCUUAUACUUCUGAUCGAAUGUACAUGCUUCCCUUUCAGUUUUCUUCUGCCCGGGCCACGGGAAAAAGACAUCUUAAUUCUCACGGUGACCCUCGUCAUUCAGUAUAGCUUCGUUUUCACAACGUACGGCACCAAAUUGUACGUCAUUUGUCGAGAGCAGUAUAAAAACAAAUAA
This is a messenger RNA of Acanthosepion pharaonis, 1986 nucleotides long. The record is from the annotation of a GenBank genome assembly. NCBI's taxonomy places the organism in Eukaryota, Metazoa, Mollusca, Cephalopoda, Sepiida, Sepiidae.